AUGGAGAGAGAAGCCCACGCCGGAGCGGGUUUGCUGGCGGGGCCCCCGCCCUGGAGCAGCCCGCCCAUGAAGCACCGCACCCCGCGGGAGGGACCCACGCUGGGGCAGUUCGCGGAGGACCGCGUCCCGCGGGAGGGACCCCACGGCGGAGCGCUGAGGGGGCCGGCGCGGCGGGCUGGCAGCGUCCCUUCUCUGGCUGAUGGCCUGCUCUUCGGUGGCUUGGCGGGGCUGGGCGCCUACCAGCAGUCCAAAGAUCCAAAGAACGUGUGGCUUUCCCUGGUGGCGUCCGGAACCUUGUCUGCUGUCAUGGGAAUGAGGUUCUACAACUCCAGAAAAGCAAUGCCCGGGAUAAUUGCUGGUGCCAGUUUACUGAUGGUUGGACGGCUUGGAUUGCAGAUGAUGGAAAAGCCUCUUAAGCCAUAA
Molecule: messenger RNA, 423 nt
Organism: Opisthocomus hoazin
Lineage: Eukaryota; Metazoa; Chordata; Aves; Opisthocomiformes; Opisthocomidae
Source: RefSeq, a predicted model, not a curated record